CAAAGGAAGGAAGUAACUUACUUCCAUCAGGCAGGCAGAAAGCCGAGCCUAGUUACCCAAAGCGAAACAAGCAAGAAGAUGGUUGCUAUCUCUGGCGAAAGAACAAUCACAAGGGGUUUGAAUUUGGAAAUGAAGGGACAACAGUGAGAUUUUAUUUUCCUCUCCAGACUGGGCACCACAGACAGAGAUUCAGAAGAACUGAUUCUGGACUUGCUCUGUUUAUCGGCAAUCGUCAGACUUCAGCAUGGUCACCUCUCCGCUGCUGGCUUUUGUGGCAGUUUCAGUUUUCUGUGUCUUAAAAGUCAGCUCCCGGGAUACAUUUAUUGCAGCUGUUUAUGAACACGCAGUGAUAUUGCCUAAUGCUAGCCUGAUACCAGUGUCCCGUGAAGAGGCAUUGGCAUUAAUGAACCGAAAUCUGGAUCUUUUGGAGGCAGCAAUCACUUCAGCAGCAAACCAGGGUGCACAUAUUAUUGUGACUCCAGAAGAUGGUAUUUAUGGCUGGAACUUUACCAGGGAAACUAUCUACCCAUACCUGGAGGAUAUCCCAGACCCUGGAGUGAACUGGAUCCCUUGUAAUAAUCCCAAAAGGUUUGGCUACACCCCAGUGCAAGAAAGACUCAGCUGCCUGGCCAAGGACAACUCUAUCUACGUUGUGGCAAAUAUUGGGGACAAGAAGCCAUGCAAUGCCAGUGACCCUCAGUGUCCCCCCGAUGGUCGUUACCAGUACAACACCGAUGUGGUGUUUGAUUCUCAGGGAAAACUGGUGGCACGCUAUCAUAAGCACAACCUUUUCAUGGGUGAAAAUCAAUUCAAUGUACCCAAGAAGCCUGAGGUUGUGACUUUUGACACCAUCUUUGGAAGAUUUGGCAUUUUCACGUGCUUCGAUAUACUCUUCUAUGAUCCUGCUGUUACUCUGGUGAAAGAUUUCCAUGUCGAUACCAUAGUCUUCCCAACAGCAUGGAUGAAUGUUUUGCCACAUUUGUCAGCUAUUCAGUUCCACUCAGCUUGGGCAAUGGGCAUGGGGGUCAACUUCCUUGCAUCCAAUAUACAUCACCCCUCAAAGAGAAUGACAGGAAGUGGCAUCUAUGCACCUGAUUCUCCAAGAGCAUUUCAUUAUGAUAUGAAGACAAAGGAGGGAAAACUCCUUCUCUCACAACUGGAUUCUCACUCACACAGCCCUGUAGUGAAUUGGGCUUCUUAUGCCAGUAGUAUAAAGGCAUUCUCAACAGGAAAUCAGGAAUUUAAGGGUACUGCCUUUUUUGAUGAAUUCACCUUCUUGGAGCUCACAAGAGUCACAGGAAAUUACACAGUUUGUCAGAAAAAACUCUGCUGUCAUCUAAGCUACAAGAUGUCUGAAAAGAGAAGAGAUGAAGUUUACGCCCUGGGGGCAUUUGAUGGACUACAUAUUGUCGAAGGGACGUAUUAUUUACAGAUUUGUACCCUGCUGAAAUGUAAAACAACAAACUUAAACAUUUGUGGUGGUGCAGUUGAAACAGCUUCUACCAGGUUUGAAAUGUUUUCCCUCAGUGGCACUUUUGGAACUCAGUAUGUCUUCCCUGAGGUGUUGCUAAGUGAAAGUCAGCUUGCACCUGGAGAAUUUCAGGUGUCGAGUGAUGGACGCUUGUUCAGCGUGAAGCCGCCAUCUGGACCUCUCUUGACCGUGACUCUAUUUGGGAGAAUGUAUGAGAAGGACCAGACAUUAAAGGCUUCAUCAGACCCCCAGGCACAAACACUGGGAAUAAUGCUCUUAGUCAUAAUGCCAGUUGUGUGCUCAUUAAGUUGGUAGAAUAUUUCCAUUUGCUCUCUUUUACUUUGUGUAAUUAAAAAAAUGAUGGAUGAGAAAAGAAGGAUGAAGAUCAUAACAGUGAUCACGGUCUCUUGUACAAAUGAUUAGAAAUAUAUAUACAUAUAUAGCUCACUAUUUUUACAUACACACACACACACACACACACCCCAGAUAAUAGAAGCCAGAUAAACAGUGACACAAUUUUGAAAGGUAAAAUCUAUAAAAUGAGGGUAACAGUUUUACCCACAUUUUAGGUUGUUUUUUUUUUUUUUGGUGAAAAUUAAAUAAUUGAAUGCAUUUAAAGUCCUUAGACAAGUUUCUGGAUCAUGGAAAGUACUGUAUAUGUGCUAGCUAUUAACAAUGUGUAUGACUGUCACAAUAAAACCAUGUGUGAUAUA
This is a messenger RNA of Neomonachus schauinslandi (Hawaiian monk seal), 2184 nucleotides long. It is a transcript of the gene VNN1, whose product is annotated as vanin 1. Gene Ontology annotation, molecular function: hydrolase activity, acting on carbon-nitrogen (but not peptide) bonds, in linear amides. The coding region runs from base 245 to 1786 and encodes 513 amino acids. The transcript is spliced from 8 exons. Lineage: Eukaryota; Metazoa; Chordata; Mammalia; Carnivora; Phocidae. The record is from RefSeq and is a predicted model, not a curated record.